UCCCUACCACUUCCCUUUCUUAAGUUCCUUAUCAUCCUCUCUUUCUCUUUCUCUUUCGCCAUCUUCCAUUUCAUUUUCAAUCAAAAACUCCUCUUUCUCUUGUUCCUGUUCCUGACAAUUCUUGUAGCUUACACUUUUUCCCCCACCUUUUUUAAUUUUCUCUCUCUCUUUCCAUUGACACCAUUUCUGUGUCUCAACUCAAUUUGGUUUCAUCCACAUGGGAAGGCACUCUUGCUGUUAUAAGCAGAAGCUGAGGAAAGGGCUGUGGUCUCCAGAUGAAGAUGAAAAACUCCUCAAUUAUAUCACCAAGCAUGGCCAUGGCUGUUGGAGCUCUGUCCCUAAACUCGCAGGGCUGCAAAGAUGUGGAAAAAGCUGCCGCCUCAGAUGGAUCAAUUAUCUGAGGCCUGAUCUCAAAAGGGGACCUUUCUCCCAGCAGGAAGAGGACUUGAUCAUUGAGCUCCAUGCAGUCCUAGGCAACAGAUGGUCUCAGAUUGCUGCUCAGCUUCCGGGGAGAACUGACAAUGAAAUAAAGAACUUGUGGAAUUCGUGCAUUAAGAAGAAACUAAGGCAAAAAGGGAUCGACCCCAACACCCAUAAGCCUGUGGCAGAAGUUGACAAUGAGAGCGAGAAGUUGGCCACCACUUCCCACAGCUCUGAAGAGGCCACCAUUACCAAUGCCACUGAUCAAACACCAUUCUUCCCAAUCGACCCUUCAAUUCCCAAUUCCAUGCCAUCUCAACAACAACUCUACUCAUCUGAUCAUCAUUCCAACAUCACCAAUUCAGUGCCGCCGCCGCCAUUGACUCAGGAGUUUUUCCUGGCCAGAUUUGGGACAUCAUCCCACGACACCACCUCCUCAAACAGAGCUUCUGAAUUGGUCGAAUAUCUGUCAUUUCAGCAGCUCAAUUAUGGGUCGGAAUUGGCAACUCAGAACCCAAAUCCCAAUUCAACCCCCACUUCUCUCUGCUUCAACCAAAACCCCAAUUCGAAUUUGAUUCUGCCACCCACCCCCUUGAAAUCCUCCUCCUCCUCCUCCUCCUCCAUAAGGCAUCUUGCCGAUCGCAAUCAUUCCGCCGCCAGUUGCGACAUCAACUGGGAAGGAACCACUUUCAGCACCAACACGACCGGAAGCAGCUUCGAUUACCAAAGAGGCGGCGGCGGCGGCGGCGGUAACAACAACUUCUUCGACGGCAGUAACUUCACGUGGGGGCUGCCGGAUUGCGUGGCCAAUCCAUAUAUGAUAGCGAACGCGGCGGCGGCGGUACAGAAUGAAGCAUCUCAAUCUGUGUACGUAGAGAACAUGGGCGGGGCGGCGGCGGAAACAGGGUUCAUAACAGAGGGCGGGCAACAAGCAUCAUCCGAUGCUGUAUAUAACAAACACCUUCAUACUCUCACUGUUUCUUUCGGACACACCCUUUAAUUCUUUUUCCAAACACCAUUCAAGUAAAUGAGUUUUCUUUCUUUUUUCCCCUUUUUGGUUUCUGGGUAUAUUACAUUAUGUUAGAUUUGUGUGCAGUGAUAGUACAAGAUAGGAUUUUUUUCUCUUUUUUUUUCUCGUUCAUCUCGUACUGUAAAUUUGGUGCUUCAAAAACAAGAAGAAGAAGAAGAAGAAGAAGAAGAAGAAGAAGAAUUGAAAACCAAGUUGUGUAGUGUUGCAGAGAGUGGAGAAUGAGAGGUGAGAUCAGAGUAUUUUAAAGUUUUCAUGAAUGAAUCGACGAAUGAUAGAGUGGGAGAAGAGUAAGAAUGGAUCAAAAUUCAAAUAAAUGUCAGAAGAUGUUGUGGUUUUAUAUAUCCAGAUUGUUUUGUUAAUAUAUGGUUGAUCCAAUUGUGUUGUGUUU
Molecule: messenger RNA, 1838 nt
Organism: Momordica charantia (bitter melon)
Lineage: Eukaryota; Viridiplantae; Streptophyta; Magnoliopsida; Cucurbitales; Cucurbitaceae
Product: transcription factor MYB61
Source: RefSeq, a predicted model, not a curated record